Molecule: messenger RNA, 3216 nt
Organism: Monopterus albus (swamp eel)
Lineage: Eukaryota; Metazoa; Chordata; Actinopteri; Synbranchiformes; Synbranchidae
Gene: ttpal
Product: tocopherol (alpha) transfer protein-like
Exons: 6
Coding region: 132-1169 (345 amino acids)
Cellular component (GO): membrane
Molecular function (GO): phosphatidylinositol bisphosphate binding
Source: RefSeq, a predicted model, not a curated record
UUUUUGACUAGUUUUGAGCCAUCGUGGCUGUUUUAAGCAUUUUUGUCACUUGCCAGUUGAUGCUCAUUAAAACAUAGCCAUGUAUGUCCUAGAAGGUUAAUGUUAAACGUAUUUUCGGCUUCACUCAGUCCAUGGCUGAUCAGCAUGAGUCCAUCGAUCUUAGGUCUCCUCCAGUGGACCCAGCAGCAGCUGCAGGACUCGGCUGGUUCCCUAGACCUCCUCCACCCAUCUACUCGUGCACCCUGACCCCUGAACUGGUGGCCAAGGCACGGGAAGAGCUACAGGAGAAACCAGAGUGGCGACUCCGGGAUGUCCAAGCAUUGAGAGACAUGAUACUGAAGGAACAGCCCAAUCUCAGAACGAGGCUGGACGAUGCCUUCCUCCUGCGCUUCCUGCGGGCCAGGAAGUUUGACUACGACCGUGCCCUGCAGCUGUUGCUCAAUUACCACGCAGCUCGUAAAGCCUGGCCAGAGGUAUUCCGGGACCUGAAGCCAUCCACAGUGAAGCACGUCCUGGACCUGGGCUUUCUCACAGUCCUGCCACGAACAGACCCCAGUGGAAGAUACAUCCUCUGUCUCCGGCCAGGAAAAUGGAAACCAAACGAUUAUCCGUUUGUCGACAAUGUGAGGGCCAUUUAUCUGACUCUGGAGAAGCUGAUCCAGCCAGAGGAAGUGCAAGUGAAUGGUAUUGUCAUCUUGGCUGACUACACUGGAGUGGGCAUGUCGCAGGCAUCCAAUCCAGGCCCGUUCCUUGCCAAAAGAGUUGUGAGCAUCCUCCAGGACGGGUUUCCAAUCAGAAUCAAGGCCGUUAACAUAAUUAAUGAGCCCAGGAUUUUCAAAGGCAUCUUCGCUAUAAUUAAGCCAUUUCUGAAGGAGAAGAUGGCUGAGAGGUACAUCCUCCACGGCUCAGAUCUGAGCUCCCUGCAUCACAACAUCCCACGGUCGGUCCUGCCGAACGAGUACGGCGGCACUGCGGGCCACCUGGACAUGUGUGCGUGGUCUAGACUGCUGCUGGACUGUGAGGAGGAGUUUAUAGUGGAGUUUUGCCAGCCGGAUCCACUAGAGGGCGUGGUGCUCCCAGAAUCCAUGCUGUUUGAAGGAGAGCGGGCCAGUGGGCAGGACGACGACACUUUCAGGGUGCUGCGCUCCCAACUCUACUAUUGUUACUGAUGUGCACUGUAGAUGCAUAGAAUUCAUCACUGAGAGGACAUUUGUUUCAUCUGGAAUGUGUGUGUGUGUGUGUGGACCUUUAGAGGAUAAAGUUGCCAAUAUUAGAAAUGAUUUAUUUUACUAAGUAAGCAGCACUUCUUUAGGCAGAUUACCUAGUUUCCAUGUAGCCCAGCAUUCACUCAUAGUUCCAAGGCAGCUGAAGGCAAAGAAGCUUUUGACAUGAGCUGAGACAUAUACAGUCAGUGGUUCCCUCUGAAUAUAUUUCUAUUAUUCAAGAGAUAGGUUUACGUUUUGUUUUUUCCAACAGUCAGGUGUCCAUAUGUACAUUGCAAGAGGUUUUGCUUGAUGUCAUUAUUCCUCCUGUUCAUACUGAAUUGUCAGAUAGACCUUCCUGAUGUGCUUCCAGUGUAAGAGAGAGGAGAAAAUUCCACAGUCCUCAUUUUGUUUAGCAAGAGAAAAAAUGAGGCUUCAGCAGCCUCAGUUAGGCCAAUCAAAAGAACAUCUCUUAGAGUUACUGUUUUUUGAAGUACAAAAUUCCCUCUUUGUGUUUUUAACCCCCCUGCAACUGAGUGUGGAGACACAGACUAGCAAAACAGACAGAAACUUUAUACUAAAACGACUCCCUGAAGUCUUGCACUGGGUCAGGUACCCGCAAAAAUGAUGUGUAAGCAACCGAUGCAUUUAUUGUGAAGGCCUAUGGCACAACCUUUGACCCCUGAACUCACAUCCAGCUAACAGGAUAACGUAGGCUAGGCCUCAGUGUGUCAAACUGGGUAAACCCAAAGUGAAAAUAGCCAGCGGUGAAUACAAAGUUGUAAACAACACAUCAUCAAAUGCCAAGUCGUACGUAUGUGAGACGUUCACUUGUUACAAGCAGUGAGAAUAAUGUUAUCAGUGGCUUUGCUGAUUGUAAAUAGUGUUAGCAUUUGAUAGCGUCAAGCUAGGAACUUCUCACUAAGGGAAAUGCUGCAGAGCCCACGUGCUGUGUCCAUCGACAGGUAUUUUUCCAAGAAUACAACUCGUAAGCACUUCAAAGUAAGUGACUAUGUAGCUCAAAGUCUGUUUUAAUUAUGGGAGCAGGUCGGGUUGGGGGUCUCAUGUUGAUGGGUCGGAUCCAGAUUUAAUUUAGAAAUAACUCAAGAGUUAACGGGUCAGGUCUGAAACAGAACUUUGUGGGUGUGGGGCAGGUGUGGGUUUUUAAAACUGGACCUGUGCAGGACUCUUGACACUAACCUCCUGACCUGGCAAACAGACUGCUUAAGUUCCAUGUCAGCUUCAGCUAAACUUUGUAGAAAGGGAUUUCUGAAUGGCUGGUAUGGACAGGAGGAAUUGUUACAGCAAGCAAUAAGUGUUUCACUAUACAUUUGGACAUGCCAGUUCUGCUUUAGUACAAACAUGUAAAUAUACCCUUUUAAUGUUUUCCUUUUGUGAAUUCUGAAAUCAGCCUCUUCAGUGGAUACAGUUUUUGUGUAUGUAGCCGUCCAAUACAUUGCCUUACAAAUGUAGAUUCUCUUAGGGGUGUGAUACAAAUCAUGUUGGAUUUGUUUGUACCAAAGCAAUAUUCAUGUAUAUUCUCAUCUGGUAUUGUGUUGCCUAAGGGUGGUUAUAUUAUAAUGUAAAAGAUUUCCAGGUAAAUCUUUUUGCUCAGUAUCUAGCUCAUGCACAGUAUUUUAGCGUCUUUGUUAAGUUGAUGUUUUAAUUUUCUCUAGCUUGAAUCAAUGGAGAGGAUUAUUCUUCCAAGUUUAGUUAAUCUGCCUUUUUAAAAAUCUUUUUUUGACCUGUUUGCCUGUUUUAUCACACAGUCUUAACAUGGAGCCGUGACUGUUCACAUGAGGAAUAGAAUGACCAGUCCUGGUUUGCCAAAAUUUACACUAGGCCAUUUAUAGAAAUGUGCAAUAAUGUUGAAUGUGUUUUCUUGUGGUAGCCCAAAACCUGAACAGGCUUGUUGAGUCUUUUUUUAGUUUACGCAUGUUUGUGACUAUAAGCUGUAUUGCAGAGGUUGUUUAUCAUUGGUAGUGUACACAGUAAAUUUAAACUCAAACAGCAA